This is a messenger RNA of Pelagomonas calceolata, 1017 nucleotides long. Lineage: Eukaryota; Pelagophyceae; Pelagomonadales; Pelagomonadaceae. The record is from the annotation of a GenBank genome assembly.
AUGGCCGCCUCCUUCGCGAGAAGUGCGAGAGUCAUGUCCUACGUUUACCUGGGCGCGGCCGUCCAGCUCCUGUUAAUACUGAGCGCGCUGCGCGUCACCGCGGUCCAGGCGCUCCAGGCGACGCAGUCCAAACAAACGUCCGACGCGCUCCGGCGCGCGCGCGCGCGGCGCGCCUCGACGGCGCGCGGCAACUUCGUGGACCUCGUGAGCGCGCGGUCGUCGCUCUUCGACGUCGCGGCGUCGAUCGCCGAGGAGGAAAACACGGUCGCGCCGGCUUUCGCCAAGGCGUGCGUCGACGACCUCUCCAAAUUAGCCGCGGCGCGAUUAAGCCUCACGAGCGCGCUGGGCGACGGCGGCAACAAUUAUGAGGGAGAGGCGGGGCGCGUCGCCGCCGCGGUCGCCGCAACUUUAGGGGAUUGGCGCGUCGACGCGGAAUGCACUCCGGACGAGCCCUUCCUCGUCGACGCCGUCGUCGCGCGCGACGCUGGGAGCGCCCCCGCUGUUUUGGCGGUCGUCGACGAGGUCUCACGAGCGGCCUCCCAAGGCCGCGUCGGCGUCGGCGCCGUCGCAGACCGGGGCCGGGCCGCGGUCCUGGUGGACGGCGAGGGCCGGCGCGCCCUCGUCUCGCUGUCCCAGAAGCCCGUCGCCGCGCCCCUCGCCGCCUCGCCGCGGGCGCACCCGUCGCUGCGGGCCGGCGCGCUCCUCCUCAAGGGACUCCAGGGCGCGGCGACGGCGCGCGGCGACCUCGUCCGCCUGGUGUCGGCGGCGGACCGGCUCCUCGUGCUCGCGCGUUCCGUCGACCGAACAGUGACGCUGAGCGAGUGGCAGCAGGCGGCCGUCGACGUCGCGAGCUGCUGCGUCGCAUUGGACUGGACCGAGCGUCGGGACGAAGCCCGGGCCCUCCUCGACGAGGCGCUUAGACCCGAUCGGGUCCGACCGGGCCGCGCCGCGUCGCACCGCGGGCGGCUGCUGCGGAGCGACGCGUGGUUCGACGCCGCCGGCGGGCCGCGCGCGUAG